Messenger RNA from Centropristis striata (black sea bass), 2276 nucleotides. RefSeq names its product organic anion transporter X (gene oatx). Gene Ontology annotation, biological process: transmembrane transport. Gene Ontology annotation, cellular component: membrane. Gene Ontology annotation, molecular function: transmembrane transporter activity. Bases 366 to 2093 code for a protein of 575 amino acids. The record is from RefSeq and is a predicted model, not a curated record. The transcript is spliced from 16 exons. Lineage: Eukaryota; Metazoa; Chordata; Actinopteri; Perciformes; Serranidae.
CGUUAGGACUCGUUAGGAGUCUGACUGAGAGAGAGAGAGAGUUAUUAUUAUUCUAGUGUCUCUCCACCAACAAAGAGUUAAUGUUGACUUUUUUACAGUCACUCAUUAAUGUCCAGCUGUCUAAAACCUGUCGCUCCUCGCUGUGUCCACACUCGUCUGUCCACACUCGUCUGUCCACCCGUCUAUCCACCCGUCUGUCCACUUGUCUGUCCACCCGUCUAUCCACCCGUCUGUCUGACACACUGUUAUUUCUGAUGGAACUGAAGCUGAAAACCUGGAAACAUUAGAAAUCAGUUUUUAUUGUUGAUUUUAUUAUUAAAUGGACUUCUGUGCUGCUGGACUGUAACAUCAGAAUAAAGAGAGAGAUGGGCUUCAGUGAGCUGCUGGAGGAGGUGGGCGGGUUCGGCAGGUACCAGUGGAUCCACGUGACCCUCAUCAGUCUACCUGGUCUCAUGAUGGCCAGUCAGAACCUGCUCAACAACUUCGUGUCAGGAAGCCCCGCCCACCACUGCCGCCUGCCAGCCAAUCACAGCAACCUGCUGCUCAACCUGUCUCACUACCAGGUGGAGCGGGAGCAGCUGUUGAAGGUUUUCAUCCCGAUGGAUUCUUCAGGAAGUAGACUGGACCGCUGUCGCAGGUACGUGGAGCCUCAGUGGCAGCUGUUAGCCAAUCAGAGCUCAGCUAACGGCAGUGAGCCGCAGACUGAAGAAUGUUUGGACGGCUGGACGUUCGACAGGAGUGAGUUCCUGUCUACUACUGUCUCUGAGUGGGGGCUGGUGUGUUCAAUGCGUCCCCUGAAACAGAUGAUCCAGACCAUCUAUAUGGGCGGAGUUCUGACGGGCGCCAUCGUCUACGGCGGCCUGUCCGACAGGUUCGGGAGGCGGUCUGUCCUUAUUUGGUCGUACCUGCAGCUGGGCAUCCUGGGCUGUAGCUCCGCCCUCUCGCCGUCAUACACCGCCUACUGCGUCAUCAGGUUCCUGAGCGGGAUGGCGGUGUCCGGGGUCAUCCUGAACGGAGUCUCACUGAAGGUGGAGUGGAUCCCGACCAGAGAGAGGACGUUGGUGGGGACUCUGACGUCGUUCUUCUUCACCUUUGGUCAGAUGGUUCUGGCGGGGCUUGCCUAUUGGCUGAGAGACUGGAGGAAGCUGCAGGUGGUCGUCUGCGCGCCGCAGUUUCUCUUCUUCGCCUACAGCUGGUGGUACUCAGAGUCUGCUCGCUGGUUGGUUCUGAACCGUCGGUCUGAAGACGCCCUGAAGAGUCUCCACCGAGUCGCUCGAGUCAACGGGAAACCUGAGGUCAUCGACAGGUUAACACUGGAGGUGCUCCACUCUCAGAUGAGUAAGGAGAUGGAGUCGAGUGGUUCGUCUCUGACGGCGUACGACCUGCUGAGGACUAGAGGGAUGAGACGGAUCUCCGUCUGUCUGGUGGCCGUCUGGUUCUCCACCAGUUUUGCGUACUACGGUUUGACCAUGGAUCUGCAGAAGUUCGGGGUGAGUAUCUACCUGAUGCAGAUCAUCUUUGGAGCUGUUGAUUUUCCCGCUAAACUGAUGGCUCUGGGCAUGCUCAGUUAUCUGGGGAGGCGGGUCUCUCAGGCCACCUGUCUCUUCCUGUCAGCGCUCAUCAUCUUCGCUAACAUCUUCGUCCCCACAGACAUGCAGACCAUCAGGACCACGCUGGCGUGUCUGGGUAAAGGCUUCACCUCUGCCUCCUUCACCACCGUCUACCUGUACACCGGGGAGCUCUACCCCACCGUCAUCAGGCAGACAGGAAUGGGCUUUGUGUCCACCAUGGCGAGGAUCGGCAGCAUGGCAGCGCCCGCCGUCCUGAUCCUUGACGAGGUGCUCCCUGCUCUGCCCAGCGUGGUGUACGGCAGCGCUGCCGUGCUCGCUGCCGGCUUCGCCUGCUUCCUGCCGGAGACGCUGAAUAUCCCGCUGCCCGAAACCAUCGACGACGUGGAGGAGAAGUGGUCUGGGAGAAUCCCCGCCCCCCGGCAGGAAGAGGGCGUGGCUUUAAAGGAAGGCGUGGUCUCAACAGAGGGCGUGGCUUUAAAAGAUCUUAAGGAAGCAGAAGGGACCGGACUCAACGCCCUCUGACCAAUCAGACGGCUGGACUGAACCUCGACCAAGCAGACGGCUGGACUGAACCUCGACCAAUCAGUGUUGAAUAAAUGAAGCUGAAGUUUCUAUAAAUGUUUUACUGAGAGAAAUGACUCAUAAAGGUUUAUUUAAAUCAAUUAUAUUUUAUAUUAAUAUGUUACAUUAUAUAAAUAUAUUAUU